Molecule: messenger RNA, 3483 nt
Organism: Limulus polyphemus (Atlantic horseshoe crab)
Lineage: Eukaryota; Metazoa; Arthropoda; Merostomata; Xiphosura; Limulidae
Product: division abnormally delayed protein-like
Exons: 7
Coding region: 1099-2025 (308 amino acids)
Biological process (GO): regulation of protein localization to membrane; cell migration; positive regulation of canonical Wnt signaling pathway
Cellular component (GO): cell surface; plasma membrane; extracellular region
Source: RefSeq, a predicted model, not a curated record
CGAUGUUUGAGUCUUGUCCUUUAACGUUGUCUCUUCUCUUUGUCUCAUAGUGGGUUGCGCAGACGGUAUAUACUUCUCUACACUGUGACUUUCGCUUCGUGUAGCGUGCUUCAUAGUCACCGAACAUGGGGCUUCAAGGGCUCGUUUUAAUGUAUACAACUAUGUUGGUAGUUCUUGGAGAAGUAAGCGGUACUAGUUUGUCUACAUCUCUACUACCCCUUAUUUCCCGACCCACUGCUGCUCUAGGUAACCCAGAAAAACUAGCUCUAAACUGUUCACAUGUACAUCAGUCAGUUGUGAAGAUGAAUUUACGAUCAUCUUAUUUCACAUCGGACAAAUCGACUCAAGGUGACGAAUUCAAUAUUUGUGACGCAGGAAGAACCUGCUGUACUCAAGAGACAGAAAGAAGCUUUGUAAAAGCUGCUAGCGAGGAUUUUCGUUCUAUGAUUCAGAUGAGUGGUUCAUUACUGACGGAUUUACUUACGACAACUUCUGCUCGUCUAGAAGGAACCUUCCUCAAGAUGGUCAAGUGGGCAGAAAACAAUACCAAGGCGCUCUUUGCCCAAAUAUAUCACAACAUAGAGCCUGAGGCACAAGUUGCUGGGACUGAACUCUAUUCUAAUUUAGCAGAUUUCCUCAGAGGACGAGAUCUUGAUAUUGAAGCUCAGGUGGCUGAGUUUUUCACUUCUCUUUUUCCUUAUGUUUACCGUCAUGGUAUUAACCCUAAUCUUGAAUUUUCCGAAGAGAAGUUCGUCACUUGUUUACGACAAGUUCAGUCGAAUAUAAAACCUUUUGGUGAGAUACCGAAAAACCUUGCCUUUCAGCUUUCCAGAUCGUUUCAAGAUGCUAGGACGCUGUUGCAAGCUUUAAUCCUUGGCUUAGAAGUCAUCAAUACCACUGACCACAAGGAGUUUGGGAUGGAAUGUACUAAAGCCUUGGUUAAAGUUGACUUACUGUGCUCAUUGCCAAGGACUGAAGUCAUGGAAACCAUGCAGUGGCUAUUGUUUGAACGUAGCUCGUGGGUGCCUUGCACACGUUGCUGAGCUAGACCACCCUUGGAAUGAUUUUGUAACCGGCCUGGAACUUCUAAUUUCUGGAAUGAUAGAUGACCACAACAUUGAGAAGGUGCUCAGUAUGAUGGACACCAAAAUAACUGAAAGUCUAAUGUACGCAAUGGAACAUGGUCCGGAACUCACUGCACGGGUCCAGACACAUUGUGGUCAUCACCGACGUUCAGAAAAGCCAACGCAUUCUUCUAUAGCUGUCUCGAACCAAACCAACGUCAUUAGCCAAGCAACUUCUAUAAAAUUUGAACCUAAACUGAAUCAGAGACUUCAAGUCUUCCUACAAAAACUGGCAGACUUUAAAGGUUACUAUGGUAACCUAGCUGAUUCAGUGUGUAAUGAUCGUUCAUGGGCCUCUCAGGAUGAAGUGCUUUGUUGGAAUGGUUAUAAACUUGGAGAGUACAAAAAGACCAUAGCAGGCAUGGGUGUAGGAGCUCAGAAAUAUAACCCUGAAAUUACCUUGACAGAAAGCCACGAUUCUAUGACAGUUACCUUGGUGGAUAAACUGAUGCGUAUGAGAGAGCUGUUGGACCGACAGAUAACUAGAAUUCCGAAAUCCGAAUCUCAAAUUGUUUGGAACGAAGCGGGAAGUGGUGAAAGGAGGCGAAUCUGGGAAGAAAGUAGCGUCCAUGAUGAUGAAGAUUAUUAUUACUUUGGGUCUGGUAAUGGCCGCCUUUUUGGUACGUUUUUUAAAAAUUACGAACACUUUAUUUCUUCAGGGAGCGGGGACAACGAUCCCUUAUACUCCGGCCAGUCACCAGGUCCUACCACAGGAGACGCAAACAGUGAAACAUCAAGGACAGACACAGAUAUUCAAUUCGACAACGAGGAAAAAACGCCACCUCACGGAGACCCAAAAGAUAAGAAAGACAAUGCGGCUGAUGGAGUGCACAUUAACGCUGCCUUAUUACCACUUGUGAUUUUAACAGUGGUAAUUCAUUACCUUGGCCAACUUCUGUGACCUGGCGGGAAUAAGAAACAAACACAAAACAGUGCUGAUUAUAUCUGUACAGUCUUUUUUUCUUGUUAAUUACUUUUAUGUCAGAAUAACCAACUUUUAGCACUUUUUUUGUACGCUAAGUGAAAAUGUGGACUUUCAACAGUGGUUUACGCCUUAGCUGUGUAAAGUCACGAGUAACUAUGAGACAUGACCUGUGACAUCGUUUGAAACUGCGUGGUUUCAUCGUUUUGGAUCACGGAUAAUACAGAAUUAGAAAGUAGUGAAAAAAAUAAACUCGUCGCAUCAAGUGAACUCAAGCCUUUCCAAGCAAUUUUUGAGCAUAUUUGUUAACUUAAUACGAGGAAAAAGAACCUCGUAGGGCUGAUAAUAGAAACUUCUUGUCACCGUGGUAACGAUGUUCAACUAUCUUCUCGGACCUUACCCUGUGGACGAGUGGUUUGUCAGUAGCUUUUGUACUGGUAGUUUGGACCUUAUUGCUUAAUAUAAUGGUUACAAAUGUAGGAAAGACAAUUCAAAAUGUACACAAUAGCGUUAAACACAUGUAUGAGAUAAGAGGCUUGAUUAUGUCAUGACAUGCUUUGUACAAGUAACCUUUCACGUUGUGUUUUUUAAACGUUUAAUUUCAAUAACGCAGUUUUCUAGUUUGCAUUCGCAGUGAUUUUAGAACUGUUGUUCUUAAUAAUGUCUAGACGAUACCAAAGGUCUAUCUUAACGAUGCUAAUAGUAUAAGGAUGUUACCAUUGUACGUUGCACCAUCAUGUAGUUACUUGCGUAAUGAUGUAAUCACCAUAGCUACCAAACUUGAUCCGUAUCAGUGACUGCAUGUUUAAGUAUUAGCUUUACGUUAAUGUGUCAUUGUGAUAUGAAUUAAAUACUAUUUCAGUAACAUUUAACUCUCUACACAUUAAUGACUUUUUUUUUACCAUACAUUACGGAUAUUUUUGCCGUUAUGAGGUAAGAUCAUAGUUUGUCUAUUAUACAAAAUCUUGUCGUCGUUCAACGACUUUUGAUCUCCCAUGCUGUAUUUAAGAAAAGAAAGAACUUUAUAAAUUAAUUAACAAGUAAUCCAAGCGCAGGAUAACUGAGUCAAAAUAAAUUUUUAGUAACACUGGUUGGUUUUGAAGCCUUUUGUAUGCUUUUCUGGUAAAAUUAUAUAAUAAGUGCACAAGUGAAUCAGGUAUAAAGGUCGAAAAUGUUACGACAUAUUACGAGUUUUGUUUUUGUGAUACUUUAAGAUUAACCGGAAAAAAAAACAGACACAGUUAUAUCAUAAGACAAAAAAAAGACAAAAAUAGAAUCAGGAGUGUAUUUUGAACACAGGCAAAUAAUAAACAGAGCUCCAAAGUAGAAGUAACUGUUAUUAUCAGAACUUUUGAAAUAAGUUUUCUAACGCAGUAUAAAAUUUUUUUUUGUGUGUGUAAAAAUACACAAAAGGUAUUAAACAUGUUUAAACCAUUA